Messenger RNA from Falco peregrinus (peregrine falcon), 1566 nucleotides. It is a transcript of the gene IFT22, whose product is annotated as intraflagellar transport 22. The coding region runs from base 98 to 658 and encodes 186 amino acids. Lineage: Eukaryota; Metazoa; Chordata; Aves; Falconiformes; Falconidae. Gene Ontology annotation, molecular function: GTPase activity. Gene Ontology annotation, biological process: intracellular protein transport. The transcript has 5 exons. The record is from RefSeq and is a predicted model, not a curated record. Gene Ontology annotation, cellular component: endomembrane system.
CCUUCCCCUCUUGCCCUGCCGCCUCGUCUCCCCGCGCGGGCAGCGCGGGCGCGUUGCUGGGCCACGGGCGGGCGGGCGGAGCCGCCGCCUUCCCGCCAUGCUGAAGGCCAAGGUGCUGCUGGUGGGGCCCCGUGAGUCUGGAAAAUCGGUCUUGGCGAACUUUGUUUCGGAAAGCAUUGAAGGGAUUGGCAGCUACAGCCCGACGCAAGGUGUGAGGAUCCUGGAAUAUGAGAAGCCAAACUUGAACAGUAACAGCAAGGGAGUGGGGUGUCGGUUUGAGUUGUGGGAUUGCAGUGGUGAUCAAAAGUUUGAAACAUGCUGGCCAGCUCUGAUGAAGGACUCUCAUGGUGUAAUAAUAAUCUUCAAUCCUGAGCUGCCCAGUCACCUGAAAGAAAUUGAAAUGUGGUACUCUUGUUUUGUGCAGCAGCAGCCAUUGCUUGAUAGUCAGUGUCUCCUAGUUGCACAUCACAAGCCAGGCAGUGCGGGGGACACAGAAGAUCUGCCUUUGGCUUACCCGCUGAACAAGCUAAAACUAAUACAUUCCAACUUAGAAGAAGAUCCUGAAGAUGUUCGGAUGGAAUUUAUGAAAUACUUCAGAAGCAUUAUCACCUUACUAAAUGAGAGCAGAGAGAGGGAAGAAAUGUCAAUUAUUUCAUAACAUUAAAAGAUAUACUGAACAGGGAAGAAAAAGGAUUAUUUUUCCCUUUGUAAGCUGUGCUAGCCUGUGAACAGGUCCUCACAACAAGAAUUUGCCAGCCUAUAAACACUUCUGCCUAUAAGCAAGUGCUGACAUCAGAUAAACUGUGGUGCCAAAGAGAUGGCUGCACAUCCAGGAAUUUGGGUAACUUUAGCUGCACUUUGGUUUCAUUUAGCGUCAGAGGUACAGGAAGGUAUUGUUUAAUGUGUUAUCGUAGACCAAAAGAUAAAAGUAUGGGUCGUUUCUUCACUUCAGAAUCCCUUUUUGCAGAGGUUCUAAGAGAAGGCGGCCUGACAGAACAUAAGAUUUGUGGAGUUCUGUUGAAGCAUCUGAGUAAAGUGCUCAUGUUAGCUGUAUUCCUGGAGAAGUUUUGCUUUUGGAAGUCAGUACAAACUGAUUGGAAUAGAGAUCUGAAAAGUAGUCGUGGUGUGGGAUCCAGAGUUUUAUGUUCCAAGUUCUUCUUGUCAUUCUGUCCAGCAUCUGAAGAGCACAUUGCAUAGCUAUUGCCUUGGCAAGACAGAGUCUUUCUCAGGACUAGGUUUGUCCUUCUAUUCCAACAAAACAAAUGUGUUGUUUGGGACAAUGUUUAGGUCACUCUGGGAGGAAAAAACCUGAAAUCUUAGUGUAGUGGAGUACUUUGACCUGUGUUGGGAGUUCCAACAAAGAAAAAAAAUAAGCUCUGCAUUGUCCAGAGGAAGAAAAGCUGUUUUGAAACUUCUAUUGCUGUUCCCUGUUGCAUUGCAGUAGUGGUUUCAUAGAUAAUUUACUUUCUGAUUUGGUUUGUAGUCAUCCCUGUCCUUGGUGUGCUUUGCUGUGGAAGACAUUUUUUUGUAACAUGCAGUAGUAAGGCAAUAAAAACAUUUUAAAUG